AUGUUUCACUUAGUUAAGGGACUUUACAACACUUGGAAUAAAAAAGAACAAUAUUCAAUUCUGAUAUUAGGUUUAGACAAUGCAGGUAAAACGACGUUUUUAGAGACAUUGAAAAAGGAAUAUUCUCUGGCGUUCAAAGCCUUGGAAAAGAUACAGCCUACGGUAGGACAGAAUGUGGCAACAAUACCCGUCGAUAAUAAACAGAUCUUGAAAUUUUGGGAUGUGGGUGGGCAAGAAUCAUUGAGAUCAAUGUGGUGCGAAUACUAUUCCUUAUGCCAUGGUAUAAUUUUCAUUGUGGAUAGUUCAGAUAGAGAGCGAUUAGAUGAAUGUUCCACGACCCUACAGUCAGUUGUAAUGGAUGAAGAAAUUGAAGGUGUGCCCAUCUUGAUGCUGGCCAAUAAACAAGAUAGACAAGAUAGAAUGGAAGUGCAGGACAUAAAGGAAGUAUUCAAUAAAAUUGCGGAGCAUAUAAGCGCCAGAGAUAGUAGAGUUUUACCAAUAAGUGCAUUGACUGGAGAAGGUGUUAAAGAUGCUAUUGAAUGGAUGAUUAUUAGACUAGAGAGGAAUAAAAAGUCAAGACCACCAAUUUAUAAAUGA
Messenger RNA from Saccharomyces paradoxus, 597 nucleotides. It is a transcript of the gene ARL3, whose product is annotated as Arf family GTPase ARL3. Gene Ontology annotation, molecular function: GTPase activity; GTP binding. NCBI's taxonomy places the organism in Eukaryota, Fungi, Ascomycota, Saccharomycetes, Saccharomycetales, Saccharomycetaceae. Gene Ontology annotation, biological process: Golgi to plasma membrane protein transport; intracellular protein transport; protein localization to organelle. The record is from RefSeq and is a predicted model, not a curated record. Gene Ontology annotation, cellular component: Golgi apparatus. The transcript has a single exon. Bases 1 to 597 code for a protein of 198 amino acids.